Messenger RNA from Seriola dumerili (greater amberjack), 3225 nucleotides. It is a transcript of the gene notchl, whose product is annotated as neurogenic locus notch homolog protein 1-like. Gene Ontology annotation, cellular component: membrane. NCBI's taxonomy places the organism in Eukaryota, Metazoa, Chordata, Actinopteri, Carangiformes, Carangidae. Bases 238 to 2610 code for a protein of 790 amino acids. The record is from RefSeq and is a predicted model, not a curated record. Gene Ontology annotation, biological process: Notch signaling pathway; cell differentiation; multicellular organism development. Gene Ontology annotation, molecular function: protein binding. The transcript has 11 exons.
CGGUGACGGUGGUGAUGGAAUUGGGCGACUUGACUCAGAGUUAACUGUUCAUUGUGCGCAGCAGGGGCUGUAGCUGCACCACAGGGCCGCAGAUUUACAACAGUGUGAAGAGCUUUGAGUCGCAGCCGAGCUUCUGCGGAUCAGAGGCAGGUUUUACCAAACAGCUGGACUGGACCGCUGAUCCGUCUGAGCGGAGGGAGGAAAAGGCCCCCAGCUGCUGACCUGAUCAGGCUGAAGAUGUUGGUUCUGAGCAUGUUUCUUCUGCUGGGACUGAGCUGGACAUGUCGGGCUGCAUCUAGUGAUCCAUGGGUUAAGUGUCCAGGCAACAGAAAGUGUAAGGACAAGUUUGCAGACGGGACAUGUGACAGAGCAUGUAUGGAGCCCCAGUGUCUCAGAGACGGCUUCGACUGCCUGAAGGACAAGGGACACUGCAAUCCAGGCCACAUCCAGUACUGCCGUGAUCACUACGCCAACUCCCACUGCGAGCAGGGAUGCGACAGCGCCCCCUGUGGAUGGGACGGCAGCGACUGCUUCACACACCAGAGCCCUGUAUGGGCUAAAGGCACCAUGGUCCUCCACACUAACAUCCCACUACAACGUGGCACCUUCUCCAACAGCUCCCUGCUCUGGGCGCUCAGCGUCAUCCUCCAGUCGACACUUAAACUGAGAGGGUCCGUCCCCCUCGACACCAACAAGAAACUGUUUGACUAUACCUCUGAGGAGCUCAUCGACCUGCUGGCUAAGACAACACCGGCUGACUCAAACGGCUCCCUCCUUUUCCUCGGAGUGGACAACAGGCCAUGCUCCCCAUCUACCUGUUUCCCCUCUGCCUCCGAGGCCGCCAGUUUCCUACGUGCUGUAAUGUUACUGAAGCCCACCUCGUUCCCCGCCCUCCCGGAGCUGAAGGCCGUCAUCGGUAUUAGAGGUGUGGAUAUAAGAACCGGAGAGGAGGAAACGGUGAAAAAGGAAGUCAAAGAGUCGAAACCUGUGUGGCUAUGGGCCGUGGUUGCCAUAGCAAUUGCCCUGUUGCUGUUGCUUCCCCUGGUGGUGUUCCUUGUGGUGAGGAGGGUGAGACAGCAGCGGGCGGAGAGGGAGGUCAAUAACAGGGUGAGACACCGGUCUACGGUCACCGACAACGACGGCAAAGCCAAGUCCUGGACACCACACGCAGCCCACCAAGACCAACGGGUCAGAUCCAGCAGGGAGAAGGACAAAAUCAGCCUGAGGAAAAAGAAGAAAGCCAAGGAAGCAGAGAAAAAGAGGCGGAGGGAGCCCCUGGGCGAGGACGCCAUUCGAAUGCGGCCUCUCAAAAGGGACCAGGAUAUAGGAAGUGACACAGACUUUACCCAGAGUUCAAUGGAAGACAUCAAUGCUAGAUGCUCCAGACGAGAGGAGGAAGCCUCCAUCUGCGACCACAGGACCCAGGAGCAGAAACACUACCGAAAUGGACCCUCACAGUCCCGCAGACCCAUACAACCUCCACCUAGAGGAUGGGAGAGAAACGCCAUGCCUCCUCCUCUGCUCAGUCCUCCUCAGCAGUCGGCAGAGUGGUGUGGCCCAGAUGGGUCUGUGGUUCUGAUUCGAGCCGUGCGUAGCGGUCUGGACAGAGUGGUUUUGGAGCUGCUUCGAGCAGGAGUACCAGUUAACAACACUGAUCAUACUGGGAGAUCAGCCCUGCACUGGGCAUGCUCAGUAAAUCACCUCUCCCUAACAAGGACCCUCAUACGCUAUGGGGCCGCUGUAGACCUGCAAGACAACAAGGGCGAGACACCGCUCUUCCUCUCUGCCCUCCAUGGUUGCUAUGACACUGCCAGACUCCUCCUCCUUCAUGGUGCCAACCUUGAGCUGCGUGAUCGAAGGGGACGUCGACCGAUCGACGUGGCCAGAGAAGGCAUGCGCCACCAGAUCCUGGAGCUCCUACUAGCUCACCAAAUUCAGAGAGGGCCUGUUCCCAUCGACUCGGCCAACGACAUGAUGUGGGAGGAGCGCGCUCUGAUGUACUCGCCAUGGGUCGGAGCACAAGGCCUGCCUGGAAGAAGCGCCUCCUUCUCUGGGAUCGUAGGACAUCGAGAUAUGACCCCGCCGCCACAAAAUGAUUGGUCGAUGAACAGAGUGCAGUACCCCUGUCCUCAAAACUGGCGACCACAGCUCAACCAAUCAGCAACAGCUUUGGUCCCGCCAAGAGUCAUGGGCCGUUCCCCUCGACCAAUCAGCACCUUACAGGAGGUGACCUCAGAAGACGAGGAUCGUGACAGGCAUCAGGAAGCCCCCAGAGCUGUGACGCCUCACUUCCUGUCACCCCAACCAGCCCCUCGCCAGCGUUCCUUUUCCUGCACCCAGCAUGCAUUGCAGCGUCGCUCCAGUGCCCACCAGCCAGAGCCCAAUUAUAUUAUUGUGACAGACAGAACAGCCAUUGAGCCCAUAGAGAGAGUGGUUGUUUCACCUCCCACAGAUGCUGCCACCCAAUCAGAUCGCCAGCCAGUUGUAAAUGGUGAUAGAGCAGAUCCCCACAGAGCAGAACAAGCAGCGGUGAGUUCAACAAACACAGAGCAGAAAUCUAGAGGUGAGAGGUCAAACAACACUAACGACUCCACACAGACAGCCUUGUAGAGAAGAGGAAAAAGCAAUGAAACUUCAGCUGCCUUUCCAUUCAGCCCAUAAGAAUAGGAGAAUGAUGAUUGCGGUGGUUUAAUAGACCUAAGUUGAGAGGGGCACUGAGUUUUAGUUUGGCAUCAGGCCUAUCUUGUUAAUCCCAAUGCAAAGCAGAGGGCUUACCAGUAGGCCCACAGCUGGAAGGGGUCCAGCUUGUAUUUACUGUAAUUUGGGAGUUAAUGAUUUUCCAAUAUACAUCUGUUGGGUGUCACAUGACAGAUUUGCUUGUUAAAUUACUUAUUUGUUACAUUCCUGUCAAAUUAAUACUCAGCAGCACUUGGAGAUGUUCCAGCCCGAACAACCCCUUCUGUUUUCAUUCAGCCUUGCCCUAAAUUAUUAUUAUUAUUAUUAUUAUAUUUUUACUAGAGAGGAGGAUAUUAAUUGUAAAUUUUAUGUUACAUGGCACAGUCAAAUAGGUGAUGGAGCAUGUUUGACAUGAAUGCCAAUCAAAUGUGAUGAAUCUGGCAGUCAGUCUGCAACUGAACUACAGUGUGUUCACAUUGUCUUCACGUGUAACAGGUUACAUUCUGUUUAUUGGAGAAAUAUUGAAGGAGAGAUUUAAAAAAAAAAAAA